Messenger RNA from Racocetra persica, 597 nucleotides. NCBI's taxonomy places the organism in Eukaryota, Fungi, Glomeromycota, Glomeromycetes, Diversisporales, Gigasporaceae. The record is from the annotation of a GenBank genome assembly.
AUGUUUCCGAAAUUAACACGAAAUUUGCCUUAUGAAAGAAAACCUAAAACCAGGCAACAAAAGAAAGAUGAGAGAAUAACUAAAGACUUUGUAAUUAAAAAAAUUGUUGAUCAUGUCAGGUAUCUCGAAAGAAAAAAGAAAAGAGCACCAGACAAAGACAAAUCUCUUUACGAAAAUGAAAUUAUUGAAAAUAAGUGGCUUACACAAGAAAUUAUUAAUAAUAAAGAAAGAAUUAAUGAAUUAGAAAGCCAGAUCAAACAGAUAACAAAUGAAAAGAAUCGAGAAAUUGAAGAUUUGAAUAAUCAAGUCACAAAAAUGCAGAUAGAUGCUAAAAGUUUAAAUUCUGCAAUAAAUCAACAUAAAGAAAAACUCAAAAAUGUAAAAGACGAUUAUAUCGAAAAAUGCCACAACCUUGAAACAGAAAAUAGUGAAUUAAAGAAAACAAUAAAAGGCUUAGAGAUCAAUCUUGAAUGCUCACAAAAAAUAAAUAAUCAAAACGAACAUUCGAAUAUUGAGAAAAAAUCAAACUUUGAAUCAUUAGAAAUUCUAAAAAUUUUUGCUGAAAUUGCCAAAAAUUUAUCCCCUGGAGAAAUUUAA